AUGGCUCGAUCUGGUUUUAGCGUAAAAUCUAAAGUGGUGGAGGCUAUUCAGAAUGGAGUGUGGGUGUGGCCGGAUGAGUGGAGGACUAGGUAUCCUGCUUUGUUUCAACUUCCUCCUAUAACUUUGUCUAAUGAAAAAGAUAGAGUUAUGUGGAGAAACUCGGUAGGAAAUUUGGUUCCGUUUGCAUCGAAGGAGAGGAAGCUUUGGACGCAAGACCGUAUUAUGAAAUGGAACCACAUGGUUACGGGCUCUAUGAAUCAAAUGUGCUGCUUGUUGUGUUAUGCUGGUUUGGAGACGCAUGAUCAUUUGUUUUUUCAGUGUUCGUACUCAAGAUCCGUGUGGGGGAGUGUUCGGCUCAAAGUGGGUAUGGAUUCGGUUCAAGAGACAUGGGAGGACAUUUCUAGUUGGCUGGUCCCGAGAACAAAAUCAAGGGCCAUAUAUUCGGUUGCUGGUAAACUAGUAGUGGCGGCGGCGACGUAUGCAAUCUAG
Messenger RNA from Helianthus annuus (common sunflower), 489 nucleotides. RefSeq lists its product as uncharacterized. Bases 1 to 489 code for a protein of 162 amino acids. The record is from RefSeq and is a predicted model, not a curated record. The transcript is spliced from 2 exons. NCBI's taxonomy places the organism in Eukaryota, Viridiplantae, Streptophyta, Magnoliopsida, Asterales, Asteraceae.